AUGGUCACCUUAUUAGAGACUGAAGUCAAUGAGCAAUUCCAGCACAGCAGAGAUGAAGCCGAGCAGUCACUUGAUGAGCACAGUGAAAAGUGCAAUCGAAAAAACCUCAAGAUAAACGAGUCGAUAAAUUCUUUACGCAAUGACGUGGCCCGUCUUCUGGAUUAUUACGGAUCACUUCGGCAGAUCGUCACGAAACACACAGAUGAGAUGGAGACACUGAAGCUGACAUUCAGAAAAUCCUGUAACUCAGUGAAACAGACUGGCGCCGAGUUAAAAGCUCAGCUCGAAGUAAGAAUUGUCAUUCUUUCCGAGGCAUUGUUCAAUCAUUUGUCUGCUUUAGAGCUUGAUGAGGGAUAA
Cylicostephanus goldi is the source of this 357-nucleotide messenger RNA. NCBI's taxonomy places the organism in Eukaryota, Metazoa, Nematoda, Chromadorea, Rhabditida, Strongylidae. The record is from the annotation of a GenBank genome assembly.